This is a messenger RNA of Urocitellus parryii (Arctic ground squirrel), 4383 nucleotides long. RefSeq names its product protein tyrosine phosphatase receptor type T (gene Ptprt). Gene Ontology annotation, biological process: protein dephosphorylation. Lineage: Eukaryota; Metazoa; Chordata; Mammalia; Rodentia; Sciuridae. Gene Ontology annotation, molecular function: protein tyrosine phosphatase activity; protein binding. Gene Ontology annotation, cellular component: membrane. The record is from RefSeq and is a predicted model, not a curated record.
AUGGCGAGCCUCGCCGCGCUCGCCCUCAGCCUGCUUCUGCGGCUGCAGCUGCCGCCGCUGCCCGGCGCCCGGGCGCAGAGCGCCGCAGGUGGCUGUUCCUUUGAUGAGCACUACAGCAACUGUGGAUAUAGUGUGGCCCUGGGGACCAAUGGGUUCACCUGGGAGCAGAUCAACACGUGGGAGAAGCCAAUGCUGGACCCAGCAGUGCCUACAGGGUCCUUCAUGAUGGUGAAUAGCUCUGGGAGGGCGUCUGGCCAGAAGGCCCACCUUCUCCUGCCGACCUUGAAGGAGAAUGAUACCCACUGCAUCGAUUUCCACUACUACUUCUCCAGCCGUGACCGGUCCAGUCCAGGGGCCUUGAAUGUCUACGUGAAGGUCAAUGGUGGGCCCCAGGGGAACCCUGUCUGGAAUGUGUCUGGGGUCGUCACCGAGGGCUGGGUGAAGGCAGAGCUCGCCAUCAGCACCUUCUGGCCACAUUUCUAUCAGGUGAUAUUUGAAUCCGUCUCUUUGAAGGGUCAUCCUGGCUACAUCGCUGUGGACGAGGUCCGGGUCCUGGCUCAUCCAUGCAGAAAAGCACCUCAUUUUCUACGACUCCAAAAUGUGGAGGUGAACGUGGGACAGAAUGCGACAUUCCAGUGCAUUGCUGGUGGGAAGUGGUCUCAACAUGACAAACUUUGGCUCCAGCAGUGGAAUGGCAGAGACACGGCCCUCAUGGUCACCCGUGUGGUCAACCACAGGCGCUUCUCAGCGACAGUCAGUGUGGCGGACACUGCCCAGCGCAGCGUCAGCAAGUACCGCUGUGUGAUCCGCUCAGAUGGAGGGUCUGGUGUGUCCAACUACGCGGAGCUGAUCGUGAAAGAGCCUCCCACCCCCAUCGCCCCUCCAGAGCUGCUGGCUGUGGGGGCCACCUACCUGUGGAUCAAGCCCAAUGCCAACUCCAUCAUCGGGGACGGCCCUAUCAUCCUGAAGGAGGUGGAGUACCGCACGACCACGGGCACCUGGGCCGAGACCCACAUAGUCGACUCUCCCAACUACAAGCUGUGGCACCUGGACCCCGACGUGGAGUACGAGAUCCGGGUGCUGCUCACACGGCCCGGCGAGGGUGGCACAGGACCGCCGGGGCCUCCCCUCACCACCAGGACCAAAUGUGCCGAUCCCGUGCAUGGCCCGCAGAACGUGGAGAUCGUGGACAUCCGGGCCCGGCAGCUGACCCUGCAGUGGGAGCCCUUUGGCUACGCCGUGACCCGCUGCCAUAGUUACAACCUCACGGUGCAGUACCAGUACGUGUUCAACCAGCAGCAGUACGAAGCCGAGGAGGUCAUCCAGACCUCCUCCCACUACACCCUGCGGGGCCUGCGUCCCUUCAUGACCAUCCGGCUGCGGCUCCUGCUGUCCAACCCAGAGGGCCGGAUGGAGAGCGAGGAGCUGGUGGUGCAGACCGAGGAGGACGUUCCAGGAGCUGUUCCUCUUGAAUCCAUCCAAGGAGGGCCCUUUGAGGAGAAGAUUUACAUCCAGUGGAAACCUCCCAACGAGACCAAUGGGGUCAUCACGCUCUAUGAGAUCAACUACAAGGCUGUGGGCUCACUGGACCCCAGUGCCGACCUCUCCAGCCAGAGGGGGAAAGUGUUUAAGCUCCGGAAUGAAACUCACCACCUCUUUGUGGGUCUGUACCCAGGAACCACCUACUCCUUCACCAUCAAGGCCAGCACCGCCAAGGGUUUUGGACCCCCGGUCACCACUCGGAUUGCCACCAAAAUUUCAGCUCCAUCGAUGCCUGAGUACGACACGGAUACCCCCCUGAAUGAGACGGACACAACCAUCACGGUGAUGCUGAAGCCCGCUCAGUCCCGGGGAGCCCCGGUCAGCGUUUAUCAGCUGGUGGUCAAGGAGGAGCGACUUCAGAAGUCCCGGAGGGCGGCUGACAUCAUCGAGUGCUUCUCGGUCCCUGUGAGCUACAGGAAUGCCUCCAGCCUGGAUUCUCUGCACUACUUUGCUGCUGAACUGAAGCCUGCCAACCUGCCUGUCACUCAGCCGUUUACAGUGGGUGACAACAAGACAUACAAUGGCUACUGGAACCCUCCUCUCUCCCCACUGAAAAGCUACAGCAUCUACUUCCAGGCACUCAGCAAAGCAAAUGGAGAGACCAAAAUCAACUGUGUUCGUCUGGCUACAAAAGCACCAAUGGGCAGCGCCCAGGUGACCCCGGGGACUCCACUCUGCCUCCUCACCACAGGUGCCUCCACCCAGAAUUCUAACACCGUGGAGCCCGAGAAGCAGGUGGACAACACGGUGAAGAUGGCGGGCGUGAUCGCUGGCCUCCUCAUGUUCAUCAUUAUUUUGCUGGGCGUGAUGCUCACCAUCAAAAGGAGAAGAAAUGCUUAUUCCUACUCCUAUUACUUGAAGCUGGCCAAGAAGCAGAAGGAGACACAGAGUGGAGCCCAGAGGGAGAUGGGGCCUGUGGCCUCUGCGGACAAACCCACCACCAAGCUCAGCGCCAGUCGCAAUGACGAAGGCUUCUCCUCCAGUUCUCAGGACGUUAACGGAUUCACAGAUGGCAGCCGCGGGGAGCUGUCCCAGCCCACCCUCACCAUCCAGACUCACCCCUACCGGACCUGCGACCCCGUGGAGAUGAGCUACCCCAGGGACCAGUUCCAGCCCGCCAUCCGGGUGGCCGACCUGCUGCAGCACAUCACCCAGAUGAAGAGAGGCCAGGGCUACGGGUUCAAGGAGGAAUACGAGGCCUUACCUGAGGGGCAGACGGCUUCGUGGGACACGGCCAAGGAAGAUGGAAACCGCAACAAGAAUCGAUAUGGGAACAUCAUAUCCUAUGACCAUUCCAGAGUGAGAUUGCUGGUGCUGGAUGGAGACCCGCACUCUGACUAUAUCAAUGCCAAUUAUAUUGACGGGUACCACCGACCCCGGCACUACAUUGCAACUCAGGGUCCAAUGCAGGAGACGGUAAAGGACUUUUGGAGAAUGAUCUGGCAAGAGAACUCCGCCAGCAUCGUCAUGGUCACAAACCUGGUGGAGGUGGGCAGGGUGAAGUGUGUACGAUACUGGCCAGAUGACACAGAGGUCUAUGGCGACAUUAAAGUCACCCUGAUUGAAACAGAGCCCCUAGCAGAGUACGUCAUCCGGACCUUCACAGUCCAGAAGAAAGGCUACCACGAGAUCCGGGAGCUCCGCCUCUUCCACUUCACCAGCUGGCCUGACCACGGGGUGCCCUGCUACGCCACUGGCCUCCUGGGCUUCGUCCGCCAGGUGAAGUUCCUCAACCCCCCGGAAGCAGGGCCCAUAGUGGUCCACUGCAGUGCUGGAGCUGGGAGGACCGGCUGCUUCAUUGCUAUUGACACCAUGCUCGACAUGGCUGAGAACGAAGGGGUGGUGGACAUCUUCAACUGCGUGCGUGAGCUCCGGGCACAGAGGGUCAACCUGGUGCAAACAGAGGAGCAGUAUGUGUUUGUGCACGAUGCCAUCUUGGAAGCGUGCCUGUGUGGCAACACGGCCAUCCCGGUGUGUGAAUUCCGCUCUCUGUACUACAACAUCAGCAGGCUGGACCCCCAGACGAACUCCAGCCAGAUCAAAGACGAGUUUCAGACACUCAACAUAGUAACACCUCGCGUCCGGCCGGAAGAUUGCAGCAUUGGGCUCCUGCCCCGGAACCAUGAUAAGAAUCGCAGCAUGGAUGUCCUGCCUCUGGACCGCUGCCUGCCCUUCCUCAUCUCAGUGGAUGGAGAGUCCAGCAACUACAUCAAUGCGGCACUGAUGGAUAGCCACAAGCAGCCCGCCGCCUUCGUGGUCACCCAACACCCUCUACCCAACACUGUGGCGGACUUCUGGAGGCUGGUGUUCGAUUAUAACUGCUCCUCUGUAGUGAUGCUGAAUGAGAUGGACACUGCCCAGCUCUGUAUGCAGUACUGGCCCGAGAAGACCUCCGGGUGCUACGGACCUAUCCAGGUGGAGUUCGUCUCCGCGGACAUCGACGAGGACAUCAUCCACAGAAUAUUCCGCAUCUGUAACAUGGCUCGGCCACAGGAUGGGUAUCGUAUCGUCCAGCACCUCCAGUACAUCGGCUGGCCUGCCUACAGGGACACACCCCCCUCCAAGCGCUCUCUGCUCAAAGUGGUUCGACGGCUGGAGAAGUGGCAGGAGCAGUAUGACGGGAGGGAGGGACGCACCGUGGUCCACUGCCUAAAUGGGGGAGGCCGCAGUGGUACCUUCUGCGCCAUCUGCAGUGUGUGUGARAUGAUCCAGCAGCAGAACAUCAUCGACGUGUUCCACAUUGUGAAAACAUUGAGGAAUAACAAAUCCAACAUGGUGGAGACCCUGGAACAGUAUAAAUUUGUAUACGAGGUGGCACUGGAAUAUUUAAGCUCCUUUUAG